Messenger RNA from Jaculus jaculus (lesser Egyptian jerboa), 830 nucleotides. RefSeq names its product basic proline-rich protein-like. Bases 15 to 782 code for a protein of 255 amino acids. The transcript has 2 exons. The record is from RefSeq and is a predicted model, not a curated record. Lineage: Eukaryota; Metazoa; Chordata; Mammalia; Rodentia; Dipodidae.
CCCCUUCUGCGUGCAUGGGGGUCCCCCCCCCACACCCGGCUCGGAGUGGACUGCCCCAGGCUGCCCGCGGCCACCACCACCACCGUCUGGCCCUCUGCCCGCCACCCCCGCUCAGCAUCUUCAGUGAGUCCCGUGUUUGCUUGCUUGGUCCCCCACCUCUCAUCUCCCUCCUUGCUGCCAGCCCCGCUGGGACCUGCGGGUGUGGACUACCAGCCCUCCCUCACUUUGGACUUGAAUCCUAUGAGCCGAACUGUCGCCUGCCCCCCGCCCCUCACCGACCCCUGGUGAGACCUGGAGCGGCGGUCGCCCGGAGCAGGGUCACUCCCAGGGCCUGGAAGACCCGAGGGCCCCACUGCUUAGACCUAAAACCAUGGCCUGGCCCUCCAGGGUGGUGGAUGGGGGUCCCGUCGUCGCAGAGCCCCAAUCAGAGGCUCCCAGGACCCCUGCGGGAGCUUGCACCAGCAGGACCCCUGAGGGUCUGUCUUCAAGGCUCCCCCGAGCCGCCUCUGCCAGCCCCAAAAUGUCCUAGCCCCUGCCCCUCUGGAGCCUGGGAUGUCCACUCAAGGUCCGGAGCGUGGUUGGAAGCGAAGCCCUCCCCUCCCCCCCCCCCCAGCUCCCACCAGUCCCCUCUCAGUUCCCGAUUAGGGGAUGCCCACCCUGGUGUUUGUAAAUAUUUCUAUUGGGUCCACUCCGUCCGGAACUGGCUCAAACCCUCGGUGAAUGAGGGGAGGUGGAGGAGGCCCAGGGCUUUGCCUAGGGCCGAGGGCGCCCUGUAUACGUGAUCCAGUCCGUGAGUACCAGCCAACCUGAAUAAAGUGGUUUAAAACCAA